AAGGGAGCUGUGGGCCGCCUUGUUGUAGUGGCUGUUGGACUCUAUGGUCUCUGGAACACCUACAAGCUCCGUCCUUUCUGUCUAUGGUGCACGAGGCCUAGAGCGGUCCUUCUCGCGGAGCACUGUAGGGCAACCAUGGCGGCGCUCGGGGGGUUGCGUUACGGUCGCUGAGGCAACUGUUGGCAGGAGCGGGGUCGAGCCGGCCCUGCCGCGCGGAGUGGUUCCCCGUAGGCCUCAUGUGUUCCCGCCGCGGCCCGGCAGCCCGUUCCUCCGCAGCUUGGUAGCGACGGGCGGCGAUGACCGAGGCGGGCGAGGCGUCGCUGCACCGGCUGGCUGGGACCGGCCCCGAGGCCGAGGCGGGCGGGCUGGUCCCGCGGGCGCGCAGCGCCGUCCCCGAGCAGCACGUCUUCAAGGCGCCGGCGCCGCGGGCAUCGCUGCUGGGCCUGGACGUGUUGGCGGCCCAGAAGCGGCGCGAGCGUGAGGAGGAGGGGACGAGCGGGAAACGGUCCCGGGUGUCCUCCUACAGGGACUGGGAGGAGGGCCGCGACGAGGCGGGCAGCCCCGACGAGGAGGAGGACGAGGAGGAGGAUCGGAGCGGUCGCAGCACCCGCAAGGACAGGCAUUACCGUUCUGUCCAUGUGGAAACACCUUCCUACACAGGUGGUGUCAGUGAGGAGUUUUGGGAACGCAGCCGACAGCGGGAAAGAGAGCGUCGUGAACACGGUGUCUUUGCCUCCUCAAAGGAGAAGGAACGGAAGAAAGAGCACAGUAGGGACCGAGGCCACGAUCGUAAACGGGACCGUGAGGACUGGGACAGAAGUCGUCACAGUAGCAGAUCAGAAAGAGAUGGCUCGUUGGAGCGAAACAGCAGGAGAAGUGAACCAGAGAGUCCCAAGCAUCGUCCCAAAGAUGCAGCCACGCCGUCUCGCUCCAGCUGGGAGGAGGAGGACAGCAGUUACAGCAGUUCCCGCCGCUCACAAUGGGAAUCUCCUUCACCCACACCUUCCUAUCGAGACUCAGAGCGCAGUCACCGGGCAUCACGGGACAUAGAUCGGAGAGACCGGGACAGGUCUGUAAGGAGCAGGUAUUCAGAUAAGACACCAUUGCCCACCCCAUCCUACAAAUAUAAUGAGUGGGCUGAUGACCGGAAACACCUGGGGUCCACACCACGACUGUCCAGAGGUAGAGGGCGGCGUGAGGAUGGGGAGGAGGGCAUUGCUUUUGAGACGGAAGAAGAGCGCCAGCAGUGGGAGGAUGACCAACGGCAAGCGGACCGGGACUGGUAUAUGAUGGAUGAAGGCUACGAUGAGUUUCACAACCCCUUGGCCUACUCAUCUGAUGAGUACGUGAAGAAGCGGGAGCAGCACUUGCACAAGCAGAAGCAGAAGCGUAUCUCUGCACAGCGGCGGCAGAUCAAUGAGGAUAACGAGCGCUGGGAGACAAAUCGCAUGCUGACCAGUGGUGUGGUUCAUCGGAUUGAAGUGGAUGAAGAUUUCGAAGAGGAUAACUCAGCCAAAGUCCAUCUGCUGGUGCAUAACCUGGUGCCUCCUUUCCUAGAUGGGAGGAUAGUCUUCACAAAACAGCCAGAGCCAGUCAUCCCUGUAAAGGAUGCCACUUCCGACUUGGCCAUCAUAGCCCGAAAGGGCAGCCAAUUGGUGCGCAAACACAGGGAGCAAAAGGAGCGUAAAAGGGCUCAGCAUAAACACUGGGAGCUGGCAGGCACAAAACUGGGAGACAUUAUGGGGAUCAAGAAGGAGGAGGAGAAGGAUGAGAUGGUGACAGAAGAUGGCAAAGUGGAUUACAGGACUGAGCAGAAGUUUGCUGAACACAUGAAAGAAAAAAGUGAAGCAAGGAGUGAGUUUGCCAAGAAGAAGUCAAUUCUGGAGCAGAGACAGUAUCUGCCCAUCUUUGCUGUGCAGCAGGAGCUGCUUUCCAUCCUCAGGGACAACAGCAUUGUGAUUGUGGUUGGGGAGACAGGGAGUGGUAAGACAACUCAGCUGACACAGUACCUCCAUGAGGAUGGCUACACAGACUAUGGCAUGAUUGGCUGCACACAGCCCCGCAGAGUGGCGGCCAUGUCGGUUGCCAAGCGGGUCAGUGAAGAGAUGGGAGUGCGUCUGGGAGAGGAGGUGGGUUAUGCUAUCCGCUUUGAAGACUGCACGUCAGAGAACACGAUAAUCAAAUACAUGACAGAUGGGAUCCUCCUUCGUGAGUCGCUACGAGAGGCUGACUUGGACAACUACAGCGCUAUCAUCAUGGAUGAGGCACACGAGCGCUCACUCAAUACUGAUGUGCUCUUUGGCCUGCUUCGGGAGGUGGUAGCACGACGCUCGGAUCUGAAGCUUGUUGUCACCUCUGCCACCAUGGAUGCUGAUAAAUUUGCCUCUUUUUUUGGGAAUGUUCCCAUUUUCCACAUUCCUGGGCGCACCUUUCCUGUUGAUAUUCUUUUCAGCAAGACACCGCAAGAGGAUUAUGUGGAGGCUGCAGUGAAACAAGCUCUGCAGGUCCAUUUGUCUGGUGCUCCUGGAGACAUCCUUGUCUUCAUGCCUGGUCAGGAGGAUAUUGAGGUGACAUCAGAACAAAUUGUGGAGCACCUUGAGGAGCUGGAGAAGGCACCUGCACUUGCUGUACUGCCUAUCUAUUCUCAGCUGCCAUCGGACUUACAGGCCAAGAUCUUCCAGAAGGCUCCAGAUGGUGUCAGGAAGUGCAUUGUUGCCACUAACAUUGCAGAGACCUCACUGACAGUGGAUGGUAUCAUGUUUGUUAUUGACUCUGGAUACUGCAAGUUGAAGGUUUUCAAUCCCCGUAUAGGCAUGGAUGCACUGCAGAUCUACCCCAUCAGUCAAGCCAAUGCCAAUCAGAGAGCUGGCCGAGCUGGCCGAACAGGCCCAGGUCACUGCUUCAGGCUCUACACCCAGAGCGCCUACAAGAAUGAGCUGCUGACAACCACAGUGCCUGAAAUCCAGCGCACCAACCUCGCCAAUGUAGUGCUUCUGCUCAAAUCUCUGGGUGUACAGGACCUGCUGCAGUUCCACUUCAUGGAUCCACCUCCUGAGGACAACAUGCUCAACUCCAUGUACCAGUUGUGGAUUCUGGGGGCCCUGGAUAACACAGGUGGUCUGACCUCAACAGGACGUCAGAUGGUGGAGUUCCCACUGGAUCCUGCGCUCUCCAAAAUGCUCAUUGUUUCAUGUGACAUGGGCUGCAGCUCUGAGAUAUUGCUAAUUGUUUCCAUGUUGUCUGUGCCUGCCAUCUUUUAUCGGCCUAAGGGCCGAGAGGAAGAGAGCGACCAAGUGCGGGAGAAAUUUGCUGUCCCAGAGAGUGAUCACUUAACUUACCUGAAUGUUUACCUGCAGUGGAAGAACAACAACUACUCUACUCUGUGGUGCAACCAGCACUUCAUUCAUGCCAAGGCCAUGCGGAAGGUGCGGGAGGUGCGUGCCCAGCUCAAGGACAUUAUGGUGCAGCAGCGCAUGAGCCUGGCAUCCUGUGGUACUGACUGGGAUGUUGUCAGGAAGUGUAUCUGUGCUGCGUAUUUCCAUCAAGCUGCAAAGCUGAAAGGCAUUGGGGAGUAUGUCAAUAUCCGUACAGGCAUGCCUUGCCACCUGCACCCCACCAGCUCCCUCUUUGGCAUGGGCUACACUCCAGACUACAUUGUUUAUCAUGAGCUGGUCAUGACCACCAAGGAAUACAUGCAGUGUGUUACUGCUGUGGAUGGAGAGUGGCUGGCAGAGUUGGGCCCCAUGUUCUACAGUAUCAAGCAUGCUGGCAAGUCACGUCAGGAGAACCGCCGACGUGCAAAGGAGGAAGCAUCCGCCAUGGAGGAAGAGAUGGCUCUGGCUGAGGAGCAGCUGCGUGCCCGCCGGGAGGAGCAGGAGCGCCGUAACCCGUUAGGCAGUGCAAGAUGUACUAAAAUCUAUACACCUGGACGGAAGGAGCAGGGGGAGCCCCUGACGCCACGACGUACCCCAGCCCGCUUUGGCCUCUGAGAAGGGAGUGCCCAUUGCUUCAAGGCAUAAGGACUUUCCAGGAGCAGCUGAGUCUUAGGGCUCAGUUCCUCUGACUGCUGUGAGGCUCUCUACAGCCUGUGGCCCGGGAAGGCUUUGAUGCUUUGUACUAUUUUUGUUACAGAACAAAAAUAAUUUUAUUUGUUUAAAGGUUGUCAGUCUUUAA
Molecule: messenger RNA, 4173 nt
Organism: Gallus gallus (chicken)
Lineage: Eukaryota; Metazoa; Chordata; Aves; Galliformes; Phasianidae
Gene: DHX38
Product: DEAH-box helicase 38
Exons: 26
Coding region: 297-3989 (1230 amino acids)
Biological process (GO): mRNA splicing, via spliceosome
Cellular component (GO): spliceosomal complex; intracellular anatomical structure
Molecular function (GO): ATP binding; helicase activity; RNA binding
Source: RefSeq, marked provisional